UAUCACCCCGUAGUAGCAGUCGUCGACUUCCACCACCAGCGUGGUCCAGAGGUAGAGCGAUGGGUAGGAGUGGACGAAGGUUAUGAUCCUGCCAUUGACAACGACUGGCAUCUGCUGCCCUUCCUCGCCUUGUCCGACGGAGCCCAUGCUGCCACCGAAGACUUCUCGUACUUUACACUCGUCUUGAAGAGCACUCCCGAGCGCUCGUUAUUCGGCAUCAGCUGCACCCGCCAGCUCGACUCGAGAGAGCUGCUUAACAGACCUGCCGAUGUCACUCGCAGCACCGUCCAGAAGGCAGUCGUCGUCAUUACCGAGAAUCCGCAAACAUUCACCGCUAUACGCGAGAAGCUCAGUUUCGUCACAAAGGCAUGGUUCGCACAAAAAGACUUUGCAGAUGUCGAGAUUCUAGAGCGAUUUCAAGAGAGUCUGGACAAAGGCUUUGGCAUCCAGGAAGAUGAUAGAGACCUCUAUUUUGGCUUGUCUAUGCGCGAACUGAUUCACCAAUUCAAGUGGCAGACCCUGGUGCUUUUCAAGUGCCUGCUUCUGCAGCCAAAGAUGCUUUUCUUUGGUUCGAACUGCGAAAAGAUGUGUCUCGUCCAGUUCUCUCUCAUAUCUCUCAUACCAACUCUCAUGCGUCACCUUCGCGAUUGCGCCGAUCCGCGCAUGGAUUACUACGCUACACAUAUAGAGAAGCCCACUUCGUUGAAGACGAGCGAGCGAGCUUCACUCUUGGCCUAUAUGGGUAUCCCUCUACAAAUCUUUGGAAAGGGCAGUCUGUUCGGCCCGUAUACGCCACUGCAACAGCUAGACACACUGGCCGACCAAGACACAAAGUCGUACGUUGUCGGUUCUACUAACCAGCUACUUCUGCAGCAAAAGGAUCGUUACGCAGAUAUUUUGGUGAAUCUUGAUGAUAACACCAUCAACAUAUACUCGCCAUCUCUGCGCAAUGCUUUGGCGUUAUCUACAGCUGACAGGCGAUGGAUCGAUUUCCUCACCCAGUCCGUCCAUGACACCUGGGACGAAAACAUUCCCAGUCGACCCAAGGACAUGGGUUACGCAGGCAGCGAAGAAUUCAUCCGCCUCCAGUUCGAAGAGUACCUGCUCUCCUUACUUUCGGCUUCAAAGUACAGCCGCUUCGUCUCAAGCCACAAAGGCGACCCUAAAGCUUUGCUCUCGGAAGUCGAGGGCGAUCCUUCUGCAGAGUUUGGCAGCGAGUUCAUGACUCAAUGGGCUUUGACCGAGAACUUUGCUCUCUUUGAACGCACGACAGACUCGCAUUUAUUUGAUGUUGUUGAGCCCCGACACCCUUGUGCUGGUGGCUUGACCAUUGAAGAUGUGCAACGCAGACUUGCUGCUCAGGUCUCUGAAUUGCAUCUGGAUGAGCGUUGGAGAAGCAACAAAGAGGCCAUGGGCAAACAUAUUUCCACAGGUCGCGAACGUGUUGCUGGCGCCAUCAACACGCUUUGGGCUGAUAUUGAGGUCAUGCGAGAAGCUCAGCGCAAACGCGCUGAGGAGCAGAAAGCUGCUGCUGCAAACAAUCCUGCCACUGCUGACGAAAAGAACGCAAAGGUGGCUCAAGCUCAAGCAUCAGUCCAAGCAGCCUCGUCCCGCGCAGGUGCAUAUCUAAGCUCCUGGGGUACGUGGGCAUCCGAGAAGCGCAAGAACUGG
This is a messenger RNA of Aureobasidium namibiae CBS 147.97, 1671 nucleotides long. RefSeq lists its product as uncharacterized. Lineage: Eukaryota; Fungi; Ascomycota; Dothideomycetes; Dothideales; Saccotheciaceae. The record is from RefSeq and is a predicted model, not a curated record. The annotation marks the transcript as partial. Gene Ontology annotation, cellular component: cytoplasm. The transcript has 8 exons.